CUCCCCCAGUGAUGAGGCCCUUGGGUUCAGCUUCCUGUUUCCCCAACACAAGGCCUGGUUAUCUCCCUUCCCCACCCUCUGCCCUAACUUUCACCAUUCUCUACCCCCAACCCCAGUUUCCACUUCCAAGUCCCUCUCCUGGACCCCAUUCCUUCCUGGCAACCCAGAAUUUGGACUGGAGUCCUGAGGGAACACUGGGAAAAGGAAUAAAAGACCACCGUUUCCUUCUCUGAUUCCCUCUUGGGGGCCUCAGGGACAUGCUCAAGCAGUGUCACCUUUCCCCCCCUUAGGGUGGAGUGGGAGUGUCCUUUGAUUCACGAAGCAGGGAAACUGAGGCAGAAGUCCUGUGUUCAAGGAGACUGGCAGAGAAACAAGGAGUUUCCCAGGAUUCCAUCUCCUCAACACCCCCUUCCCCAUCGUGUGGGUGACCUGAGAACCUCUCCUCUGGACCCACUCCCUAGAUCGUCCCGCCCGCCCCCCUCGCCAGUCCCCUCCCCAGGUUCUGGGCGGGGCGGUCAGUGAGUCAGCUCCCUGAUCCAGUCCAGGAGGGGGUAGAGCUGGAGGCGCUGGGUGUGGAGUCCGCAGGACUGGUCGGGAGGCCGUGUCGGGAGUGAGAGGGUCUGAUCGGGCUCGAGCAGCGCUGAAGGGCCCGUCCUGGGUCUAGGGGAGAGAAUCUCUUCUGUGAGACCCGCCUUCCCCGGCCCCGGCCCCUCCCAGUUCCCCCAGCGACGGCCGCUUCCUGCUCUUGGUCGCAACCAUGGCUGAAGAACAACCUCAGGUCGAAUUGUUCGUAAAGGCUGGCAGUGAUGGGGCCAAGAUCGGAAACUGCCCCUUCUCCCAGAGACUGUUCAUGGUGCUCUGGCUCAAGGGAGUUACCUUCAAUGUCACCACUGUGGACACCAAGAGGCGGACUGAGACGGUGCAGAAACUGUGCCCAGGGGGACAGCUCCCUUUCCUGCUGUACGGCACUGAAGUGCACACAGAUACCAACAAGAUCGAGGAAUUUCUGGAGGCAGUGCUAUGCCCUCCCAGGUACCCCAAGCUGGCAGCUCUGAACCCUGAAUCCAACACAGCUGGGCUGGACAUAUUUGCUAAAUUUUCUGCCUACAUUAAGAAUUCAAACCCAGCUCUCAAUGACAACCUGGAGAAGGGGCUCCUGAAAGCCCUGAAAGUCUUAGACAAUUACUUGACAUCCCCUCUCCCAGAAGAAGUGGAUGAGACCAGUGCUGAGGAUGAGGGCAUCUCUCAGAGGAAGUUUCUGGAUGGCAAUGAGCUCACUUUGGCUGACUGCAACCUGUUGCCAAAGCUCCACAUAGUACAGGUGGUCUGUAAGAAGUACCGGGGAUUCUCCAUUCCGGAUGCGUUUCGUGGAGUGCAUCGAUACCUGCGCAAUGCCUAUGCUCGGGAAGAGUUUGCCUCCACCUGUCCAGACGAUGAGGAGAUCGAGCUGGCCUACGAGCAAGUGGCCAAGGCCCUCAAAUAAGCCUCUCCUGGGGCUCCUUCUCCCCCCUCCUCCAUUUCCUUCACAAAGGCCCUGGGUGUUUUCCACGUGGCUACGCAAUGGAAAUGGACACACUCCAAAAUGGGGCAGUGGGCACAGAAUCCAGGAGCAUUUGUGCAGGGCUUGCUGGGGGUGGGGGGUGGGGGUGAGGAGAAAGGAUGGGAGAUCUGGGUGAGAUUUUUAUUGUGGGGUGGGGUGGGUAGGACGACGUUGUUUCAGUAAUAAAAUACAGAAUGAAAAUC
Sus scrofa (pig) is the source of this 1743-nucleotide messenger RNA. The record is from RefSeq and is a predicted model, not a curated record. Lineage: Eukaryota; Metazoa; Chordata; Mammalia; Artiodactyla; Suidae.